AUGGCUGCUGAUUACUCGAUCCUAACACCGGCCCCUUCAUCAUUUCGGGGCUCUGCAUUCAACUCGCCCUCCACUGUGCCAAGAACUCUCCCACUCCGCGAGUGUGAUGACGGCCCCGCCGGCCUUACUGCCAAAGGACGGCAGCGGGUCAAGCGCGUCCGCACCGUCACCGGUUGCGUCGUGUGUCGUCAGCGUCGCGUCAAGUGCGAUGAGCGGAGGCCUCGCUGCACCAACUGCAGUCGACACCCCAACCGCGUAUGCGAGUACCAGUUCGCCCCCAUUACGCCUGGCCGCGGCAGCAGUGACACGAUGGUGUUGUCCAGUGCCAGCACAUCAGCGGGCACGCCGUCGACGUCGGCCCUCCCUCUCUCACCGGACCCGCCGAUCGCCGACGAGCCCUACCUGUCGUCUGCAUACCGCGACAUUGUCGUCGAGCGGACCCUGGCCGGGAUGAUCGCGGCCGAAGGACGAGGAUUCGAGAUCCUAAAUCCCACCGGUGGGCCGUCCAGCCUUGCAGAUGCACUCCUCUCCAAGCUCGCGUACCAGCUGGGCCCGACCAGCUCGUUCGAUCCGAGGAGUCCCACUGCGCCGCUGCGCACGCUCCUGGCGUACCAUGAAACAAUUGUCCGUCGCUCGUUUACCGACCUGGACGACCGCGAGUCCCGCCUCCUGUGCAGCACCACGGCGCUCUUCGCCACUGGAUCCGUGACAAACCGUGACGAGCUGACCGACAACUACCUGGGCCUGCUCGGCGCCGUGGGGUUUACCUUGUUCCUCUCCCAAGUUCUCGCCCCGGCGCCAGGGCGGUGGAAGGAGCAACUGCGCGCAGGUGUCGAGUGGGCAGUGGCGCGCGGUGGGCCCGGCUGGGUCAUUGGUGUCUCGCCGCCACUCCCGGGCCACCGUGGCGGAGAUCUGCGUAACGUCCAGCCCAUCGCCAUGGCGCUGUACUCUGACUUUACGGCUCUGCUUGUCAUGUUUGCCAGCCUAACAGAGGGCACGCUCCCGAUUUUUAUCAACUACAAUGAUGUUUCGUGGAUCCUCGCUUCGCGAGCCCUACAGCUCAAGUGUGCCCCCGGCAUGCCCGACCUGUUCGAGGCGCUCCUGGCCGCUCCCCGCAUCAUUGUCCCGACGUUUGCGACCGCGGUCGGGCUGGUGUCUCGCCGUCUGGCCGUGGACCCGCAAGCCGAGAUGGUCAAGGAGCAGCUCGACCACGAGGUGUCUUCGCUGCGCACCGAGCUCGAGGUGGUGUGGCCUCCGCGUCUGGCUGGCAGGCAGGAUUCCAGGAGACUGCAGUAUGGCGGUCGCCUGUGGCGCCUGGCCGUCCUCAUCCUGGUCAUCCACAAGGCCCAAGAGUUCCCGCCCACGUCGCCGGAACUCAUCAUGCAUGUCGCCCAGUUUAUCGAGCUGUGUUCCGAGGCCGCGUCCGAUAUCGGACACCUCUCGGGCUGGCUCUGGCCCAUCCUCAUGGUCGGCUGCGCGGCCUGUCUCCAAGACCACCGCACGGCCAUCUUCGGCAUGCUCCCGCUGGCCCGCUCCUGCGUCGGCGAGAAGGACUGCUCAGACGAGGCCGGGCGGAUCCUGUCCCUGGUGCAUCUGCACCAUGACAUUGGAGAUCACAUGUACCAUAUCCGCGACGCGGUCAAGGACGACCCCAUGCUGGACGUGUUGCUCGUUUAG
Molecule: messenger RNA, 1677 nt
Organism: Apiotrichum porosum
Lineage: Eukaryota; Fungi; Basidiomycota; Tremellomycetes; Trichosporonales; Trichosporonaceae
Exons: 6
Coding region: 1-1677 (558 amino acids)
Biological process (GO): positive regulation of transcription by RNA polymerase II
Cellular component (GO): nucleus
Molecular function (GO): transcription cis-regulatory region binding; DNA-binding transcription factor activity, RNA polymerase II-specific; zinc ion binding
Source: RefSeq, a predicted model, not a curated record